Molecule: messenger RNA, 2685 nt
Organism: Helianthus annuus (common sunflower)
Lineage: Eukaryota; Viridiplantae; Streptophyta; Magnoliopsida; Asterales; Asteraceae
Product: papilin-like
Exons: 1
Coding region: 1-2685 (894 amino acids)
Molecular function (GO): nucleic acid binding; zinc ion binding
Source: RefSeq, a predicted model, not a curated record
AUGGCUCUCUUAACCAAGCAGAAUGAAGAAAAACUUGCUCUUGCAGCCUCUAUGAUAAACAGUUUCAAUGCCUUCUUGGCAAGAGAACUCAUUCCUUCAACAGAAAUGACGCCAGAAAUGAAUCAAGUCGUGGAAGAGGAUUUAGAUGAGCUGGAUGUGGCUUGGAACAUGGCUAUGUCAGCCUUUAAAGCUGAUAAGUUUGCAAAAAGAUAUGGACGUCGUCCUAUGUCUGCUAGUCCAGGUUUUCUGAAAAACAGGUUGAGGUGCUACAGGUGCUAUGAGCCAGAGCAUUUUGCUAGGGAUUGCAAGAAGGUUCUUACAGGGUAUAAAGCUACUCAGGCAGCUGCAGCAAGGAAUAAAGAAAGGUCUAUGGUUCCGGUUACGCCUGCUGAAACUGCUACCUCAAGUGGACAGGGAAAUUCUGGAGCUGGAAGAGCUUUAAUUGCUCAAGAGCAGAAUGGUUUCAACUGGGCUGAUGCUGUUGCUCAAGUGGAAUCUAUGAAGUUGUCUGAAUCUGCUGCUGUGGACAAGGUUCAUCAGUGUUUGAUGGCCAUGACUGAGGAACCAAAGUCACUCGCUGAGACGGUAAACUCCCUUUUAUGUACUGAACAUUGUAGGAAGAAAGUUGCUUUGCUAAGAUCUCAAAAUUCAGCAUUAAUUACAGAUAAUAAUACUGUGAUGGGAAAGUACAUCAGUCUUCGAGAGAAUAAUAAAAUUCUCUAUGAAAAGAUUGAAGCACUUAAAAAGGACAUAGCUCAACUUCACAGAGACGUGAACCGGCAGCAAUGUUGGGUUCAUGACUAUAAACAUAGACUCAUAGUCAAAACUCUUGAAUGUGACUCUGUGAAGGGUGAGCUAGAGCUCCUCACUGGAAAGUACAAACAGAACGAGUUAAACAUCAAGAAGUUUGAUACUUCCAGUGCCACAGUUCAAAAUCUAUGUAAUGUGCAACUUGCCUAUCAAGAAAACAAGGGAAAGGGUUUGGGGUAUAAAAAGGUCCCGCCACCAUAUAAUCAUAAUUAUUCCAGAUUGCCAGUCACUGAGCAGGAAAUGGAAAAUUAUGAUACUAUGAUGUAUGGCAAACCUAGUGAUUAUGUUGAUUAUGAUCCAUCUAAGUCUAAAAGGAGUCCAUAUGCUGAUUUCAAGAAACCAAUGAGUUUUGUUAAAGAUGAAAAUGUUCAAAAUGAAUCAGCAGAUAAUGAGUCCGAUCAGAAAAAUGAAACCGUGAUAAAUGCAGAAACCGAAACUGAAACAAAAACGGAACCGGUUAACAAACUCGCAGAGGAGAUGAAGGAAAGUUCAUCAAAUUCUGAUUCUGUUGAAAAUACUAACUUUUCUAGUUUGUGUGCAGAGUCAGUAAGAAAUGAAGAAGAGUCUAAGGAGGAUGAUGAAUCACAUCGAAGUGCUGCUAAUAAUGUUGUUUCUGAUAAAAAUGGCAUUUAUGCUUGGAACUCUGUUUUUUCUUGGUUUGCUGAGACUUGGGGUGUUCCCACUAAGACUGAUAAAUUUGGUUCUAUUAUUUUAGAUUAUGCAUGUGAUAAGAAUGACUGUGUUGAAAAUGUUGUAAAUGUUGAGAAUGAUGUGGCAGGAGAGCCUGAUGCGUCGUCUGAGGAAUUCGAAACAUCUGUUUCAAAUAACUCAGAAAACCAUUCUGAUAAUUCGGAAUACCACACCUGUAUGUCUGAAACAUUGAAUGACACAUCAGACACUCCCUACAGCAAUGAUGAUUUUGACGUAACUAAUAGUGAUAAUGAAGAAUUUACUGUUGAACAGGGAUCAUCUGACGAUCUUGGCAAUCAAACAGAGGAUUCAGGGAUCCCAGAUAAUGAGCUCAAAUCUUUGAAUGUUUCCGAUUGUGAUGAUCAAUCAGAUUUUUGCAGCAUUACUAAAGAAGAAAGUCAAGUUGUCUUAGACACAGACUUCUCAUCGUCUGAGUUACCAGAAUCAUCCAAUGUCGAGAACUCAGAAGGUGACUUGACUGAAGAGGAGACAUCCAUAGAGUCCAAUUCUGCAGAAACUCAUGGAAACAUGGAAGCUAUGGAGAAGGAAUUCAUUGAAAUCAAUUCCACAGUUGAAUCAAAUGAUGAAACUAUAGAAGAAAUUGAUAUGGAAACCUUCUCUCAAGAUUCUCCUGAAGACAUGCUCUCUACAGAAAAGGAAGAUGUGAAAGUAACCCUUACAGACAACUCACCUAUUGAUCCCAAUAGUAACCUCAACAGAACAGAGUCAACUGAAUCUGUUCCCCCUAAAAGAAAGCGAUCGCGUAGAAACAGAAGGCCGAAAAGGAAGAAUCCAAAAAGGGAAACCUCAAAUCUCAAGCAAACUGAACCCAAGCUCAAGGGUGAAGUUGAGGAUACUUACUCUUGUGCUGACAGCUGUAAAGCGGGUUCCUCCAAGAACAAGCACACUCCAAAGCACUCAGUGUCAAAUGAACUGAAAAGACAUGAUCAGUUCUCGAGAAUAACGCAAGCCGAACUAGAUGUCUUUUUCUCAAAAAGACAUACAUGUUUUAACUGUGGAAUUCCGGGACACAUCACAAGAAAUUGUGUUCAUCGUCCCUAUUACUCUAGGAACAUGUACCAUCAGAAGGCCUGCACUCUAGUUUUAUCAAACAUCAACAUCCCAAGGCAAGGCCUUCUGACAGAGACUGGAAUCUUGCUAAGCAGGAAAAACAAAAGUUUUUAA